Molecule: messenger RNA, 687 nt
Organism: Meyerozyma guilliermondii ATCC 6260
Lineage: Eukaryota; Fungi; Ascomycota; Pichiomycetes; Serinales; Debaryomycetaceae
Gene: FGR41
Product: Fgr41p
Exons: 1
Coding region: 1-687 (228 amino acids)
Source: RefSeq, a predicted model, not a curated record
AUGCAAUUCUCCAAGAUUAUCGGUUCCUUAGUGUCGGCUUCGUUGAUAACAAAUGUGAUGGGUGCUCCACAUGAAGCUAAAAAACGUGAUGAUGAUGACGAUCCUGUGGUGGUUCACAUUAAGACUACGGUGCAAAACACACAAACAAAUGUCCAUACCGUGGAAGGAAAGGUGCAAACUAAAACAAAUUGGAUUGUUGAUACUUCAACUGCCACUGUUACCAGUUAUACAGCCACCGUCACUUCCACAGUUUUUGGAACUCCUUAUACGUUUGUUACGGUUGCUACUACUCCGAUUGAUGUGUCCAGUUUGUCUUUGCCAACUGAAAUUGCUGCGCAAACCGAAAUUGAAACUACUCAAGCAAAGGCUGCAACCACACCCACAACGGUCCCAACUACAACGGCUCCAACCACAACCACUUCCACUUCCGUGACUCCAAAAGCUUCCGCUGCCGUCACCCAGACAACCUCUACCGAAGUGGCCGAAGUUACCGACUCCAAUGACGGACCAACCAUCACCGAUAGCAACAAUAUUCCAACGUCAACCGACUCAUGGAUUAUUGAAAAUGUCACCACCAUGACUUCCGACAGCGUCUGUUACGUCAAUUACGAUUACUACUACGCAUCCGAAGCCGACGAAACCAUAACAUCCACAUCCACCAUCUAUACCACCGUUACUCGUUCUUGA